This is a messenger RNA of Penicillium malachiteum, 312 nucleotides long. RefSeq names its product dynein light chain DYN2. The transcript is spliced from 7 exons. Gene Ontology annotation, molecular function: dynein intermediate chain binding; dynein light intermediate chain binding. NCBI's taxonomy places the organism in Eukaryota, Fungi, Ascomycota, Eurotiomycetes, Eurotiales, Aspergillaceae. Bases 1 to 312 code for a protein of 103 amino acids. The record is from RefSeq and is a predicted model, not a curated record. Gene Ontology annotation, biological process: microtubule-based process; cilium assembly. Gene Ontology annotation, cellular component: cytoplasmic dynein complex.
AUGGCUGCUGAAAAGCCCGAGAAGAUGGAGGGUGAUACUUCGCUAAUUCCCGAUGAAGCCCAGAUCAAGUCGGUCGACAUGACCGAUGAGGAGCAGCAAGAGGCCAUUGCGCUCGCUAUUGAGGCCAUGGAUAAGUAUCGCAUUGAGAAGGACAUUGCCCAGUACAUCAAGAAAGAAUUUGAUUCACGCCGUGGUGCUACCUGGCACUGUGUGGUUGGCCGCAACUUUGGCAGCUUUGUCACGCAUGAAACAAAGCACUUCAUUUACUUUUACCUCGGCCACUGUGCCAUUCUCCUCUUCAAGACCCAGUAA